UGUGUCUUUAGGAGUGUGUGUUUGUCUGUGAGUGUGUGUAAGUAAGAGGGGGGAGGAGAUAUGAAGGGGAAUGGAAGAUCUGCACGUGCAUUCUGUAGAGCUAAGAGCCAAUAAAAGUGAGACAACUUCAUUGUUUUUUCUUGUGAAAUGUGGUCUAGCUACACGGAGCUGACUUAUCCCCUGUAGCACAGUGAGGUGUCUGUCACUUGGGCUUGUGGACAUUAUGGGUGCUGCAAUUCUGCUCUGGCUGGUGCCUUUCCUGUCAAUGCUGGUCUUCUCAAGCGCCCUGGGUGGGUACGUGGGUAUCGUGAAUGGCACAGUAGCCAAGCCCCACUCUAGAUCCUACAUGGUGUCUGUGCAGGAGGAGAAGCAGCACAUCUGUGGGGGCUUCCUGGUGUCUGAGUCGUUUGUCAUGACUGCAGCCCAUUGCAUCACUUGGGGGAAGAAUUUGACCGUUGUGGUAGGGGAGCAUGAUAUUAUAAAACAGAACAGUGGCAUAAGGAUCCCGGUGAAAUACUACCACAUCAACCCCGGAUACGAAUCACUUAAGAAUGACAUCGCACUUUUGCAGCUGACAAAAGCAGCAAAAAAGUCCAGCUCUGUAAAAUGGAUAUCUCUUCCUAAGAAAGAUGCAGACAUUAAGGCUGCAUCGGCUUGUAGUGUGGCCGGAUGGGGGAGAACUAAAACCAACGGGAAUGCAAGCAAAGUCCUUCUCGAGGCAGACGUGGUCAUCAUGAAAAGAGAACAGUGUCAGAAACUCUGGAAAAACAUCUCUAAAAAAAUGCUGUGUGCAAGUGGCAAAGCAGGCUUUUGCCAGGGUGACUCUGGAGGCCCUCUGGUUUGCAAGAACAAAGCAGUGGGGGUAGUGUCAUUUACAGAGAGAAACAACUGUGACAAGCCAACAAAGCCAAACGUCUACACCAGAAUAUCAGGAUAUCUGCCCUGGAUAAAGAGUGUUUUAAAGAGUGUCAAGUACUGAAAAAAUAAGAUAAAUGUUAAAAUUAAAAGAUGACCUCUUUCCAUGAUUAUUUGAUACAUUCUUUCAUUUCUUUAUAUGAUUCUAUAAAAAAUUACUAUUUUCUCAAGGUGUUCUAAACUUGGCCUGGUACAGCCAGCAAACAGACCACAGUGGCAUUAUUGAUAGCUUUACUGAUAUAAUGUCAUCAACCACGUAACUCAAUUACUGUUACCAACAUGUUUCUUGUGAAAUUCUUCAACGUGGAUUUUUAAAUAAGUGGUGACGCUGCAAAAUUGCAAACGUUCAAAGGUACACCAUGGAAACAUGUGGUUAGUACAUCAUAGCUCAGCAUGGUUUCCUGUGGGUGACUUCAUUGCUUUGGGGGAUGACAGCCUUGAUGCAGGGGUCUGUAGCUACAGGGGUCUUUACGAGAAACUGUUUAUGUCAGAUGACUGUGGUCGGAGCCACAUUGCACUCGGAAAUUGUCACAAAAAAGUCACCAAAAUGACUCAACCUUACUAAUUCAAACUGUUAUAAACUGUUACUAAAAUAAUUAUUAGAAAUUCAAUUAAAAGACAUAUAACACGUUUUAUUGUCUCAGUGGAUUUUGAUAUGUAAUGUAAAUCUUUAACACCUGUAAAUGUAAAAGUAUUCACAAGCAACUGUAUUAUUAUAUAGGUGCCUGCAAUAAAACUAUAUAUUUAAAUAUA
Molecule: messenger RNA, 1668 nt
Organism: Clupea harengus (Atlantic herring)
Lineage: Eukaryota; Metazoa; Chordata; Actinopteri; Clupeiformes; Clupeidae
Product: duodenase-1-like
Exons: 5
Coding region: 224-979 (251 amino acids)
Biological process (GO): proteolysis
Molecular function (GO): zinc ion binding; serine-type endopeptidase activity
Source: RefSeq, a predicted model, not a curated record